AUGGAGGCUCGUUGCGAUAACGGCGUGUCGUCGGCGACGGAAACGAAAGCUGGACCUUCGUCGAGCAAUGGCGAACAAUGCAGCAGCACGUUGGACGACGCAGUGGGCAAGUUGCUACAAGGCUACGAUUGGACCCUACUUCCGGUAACAUCUCGCGCGGGAGGACGAAGGAGCGCCCACGUGAAACGUCCGAUGAACGCGUUUAUGGUCUGGGCUCAGGCGGCUAGACGCAGGUUAGCCGAUCAGUAUCCUCAGCUGCACAACGCCGAGUUGUCGAAAACGCUGGGAAAACUGUGGAGAAUUCUAAGCGACGGUGAGAAGCAACCGUUCGUAGAGGAGGCUGAGAGGCUGAGGAACGCUCACAAGAAACAGCAUCCACAUUACAAGUAUCAACCACGUAGAAGGAAACCAAAACCGGAGGAACAGAUGGGUAUCGUGAUGCAUCGAGCUACCUUGUCGUCUCCUGGCACUUCUCUUGAUUCUACGAGCUCGUCCGAGUGCACGUAUCCCCGUCUGUAUUCGGAUACCGGGCUGAAAACGUACGAAAGACCAACGUAUCACGAGAGCAAACCUACCUACGAUCUGUCCAGGUCAUCUUGGCCCAGCGACGCGACCAAGUACCCGACCGAUCACGAGAGUAAACCGUACGAAUCGAACGCGAAGAGUUACGUGGACGCGAAAUGUUACGAGGCUGUCAAAUAUCACGAAGUGUCCGCAGCGAAAUACCACGACGCAGUACCGAAAUACUCGGAGCUGCAAGCGAAACCUUACGAUUUACCGAAGUACCCGGAAAACUUGAAAUAUCCCGCGGACAUGACGAGUCCUACUAAAUCGUACGCGUGCGUGCAUAGUCAGUAUUAUUCCGCUCCCGAGGGAUACGCGAUGCACGAGGACAACGAUUAUCAGACGCAGGGUGUAUCGACUCAUUCGUUUUAUCCUUAUAUAUCCGCGUCCAUGACACAGCCUCCGUAUUACAUGGGACCCCGAUAG
Dufourea novaeangliae is the source of this 990-nucleotide messenger RNA. RefSeq names its product transcription factor Sox-8-like. The record is from RefSeq and is a predicted model, not a curated record. Gene Ontology annotation, biological process: regulation of transcription by RNA polymerase II. Gene Ontology annotation, cellular component: nucleus. The transcript has 4 exons. Gene Ontology annotation, molecular function: DNA-binding transcription factor activity, RNA polymerase II-specific; RNA polymerase II cis-regulatory region sequence-specific DNA binding. NCBI's taxonomy places the organism in Eukaryota, Metazoa, Arthropoda, Insecta, Hymenoptera, Halictidae. Bases 1 to 990 code for a protein of 329 amino acids.